GCAUUUGCGUUGUUACUCUGUCAACUCAGACUGUGAAUCACACACUAGCACGCAUGCACACACACACACACACACACCCGCACACACACACACCAAGAACCUGUCAAAAGAACCAAGAAAAAGAGUCACUGGAAUAGAAUGUGCCGGACUGUUCUGUCCCCUUGCAAUUAGUGUAAUUGGAGGGUCCCUGUGGAGGAGUCGAAGGAGAGGAGAGGGGGCCGGACGUUUCCUCAGGAAAGUACAUCAUCAUCAUCUUCUAAAAUACAGGCCGGUCAGGAAACCGGGGGACCAGAAUGCUCUUGUGAGGCACAGAGGAGAUCCACAAGCUUAUACAUGCACCACCCAGCCACACAUCCAUUCCACAUACAUCGGGAUGACAUUGCACUGACACGCAGUGCACUAACCCUCACAAGAUUUGUAUAGCCGAGUGCCAAGCAUGCCUAUCCUGAAGAAGCUCCCGGGGCGCUCGAAGAGCUGCCACGAGUUUCCCAGGACGAACGGGGAGCUGAUCAUCCCCGGCCUGCAUCUGGACCUCAACCCUUUCGAGGAGGUGGACCUGGAGGAGGAGAGGAACCAGGGCGACGGGGGCCUCAUCAUGGGGCCCGGGGGGGACGGGAGGCCCCACCUCUGGAUGUCCAGGGACGGGGAGGAGGAGGAGAACGAGGUCAACCUGGAGAAGCACGGCCCCCCGGGGGCCCCUAAAGGGAGCCCCCUGCGGGGGACCCUGGAGCGGAUCUGUGGCGUGUCGCCCCUCAAGACCCUGGGCAAGCUGGGGAAGGGGCUGCGGCUGUCGGGACGCAGCGUGUGGGGGAACGGCCCUUCCCCGCGGAGCCCGAGCGACCCCAACGACCCCUGGCCGGAGAAGGAGAAGAGGAAGGGGCUUCGCAGGAGCUCCGAGGAAAUCAUGACCUUGCUCCGAUUUGCAGGCCGACGUAAGGACGUCCGCAGAGAGAGCCUGCCCUGUGGGAACCUCAGUGAGGACGGCGAGGCCGAGGCUCGCCGUCGCCCCUCCUUCCUUAAAAUGGUCAGCCUGGGCAAGCUGAAGAGGGAGUCGCUUUCGGACCGCACUUCCCAGGAGGCCGAGGAGGAAACGGUGGAGGAGGAGCCAGUGGUCAAACCCAGGGAGCCGCUCUCAGUGCUGGAGAUCCUUCAGCUGGUCAACCACAGAGACCUCCUCCUCGCCGACACGCACAUCCAGGAGCUGGAGCGCGAAUGCGAGCUCCUCUCCAGCUUGCCUCCCGCCCCCGCCCAGUCCCCCGCAGCAUUCGCGCCGCCCCUGGACGACCCCUCCGGCUCCAACGCGUCGCUGGACUCCAGCCGCCGGAAGGCCAAGGACGUGGAGCUGCUGUACGAGGCCCUGCAGAAAGAGAUGUGGGACGUGGUGAGGGAGUCCCUCCGGCAGCCUUCGGCAGGGCCCAACCUGGGUCUGGUGGUGCUGGUCAUCCAACAGGAGGAACUGGCCGACGCAACCUGGGCCUUGAGGAAGGACACCCAGCCCCAGCACCAGCCUCAGCCUCAGCCCCAGGCCAUCCACAGGCCCCGGCAGCUGAAGCUGAAGUGGAGGCAGGCAGUGGGGGACGCUGCGGACUGGAGCUUGCCCCAGCAGGUGGACACCCAGGCGGGCCUCCUGGCCUCCUAUCUGGAGCGUCUGAGGGGCCGCAUGGUGGACGACCUGGACACGGUGCGGAGGAACGUGGUGUCCAUCUACCCGGAGGAGUUUGCCGCCUUCCAGGUGUACGUGCAGAGCUACCACCGGGCGGUGGCCCGCCGGCUGCGCAACAUCACCAGCUGCCCCCUGCAGAUUACGGACGUUUAUUCACUACUGGACUGGUUCUACAACAUCUACAACAGGGAUGUUCUGGGCACCAUUGGCACGACCACACCUAUUAACUACGCCCCACUGGAACCUCUGCUGGCCCAGGACACAGUGGACCGACUGGAGCAAGACUGCCUCAACAUUGUCAGGGAGAAGGUGACCACGGAGCUGAGCCAGGUUCUGGAUGAGGAGGAAAGGCGCUGGGCUCAGACUCUUCACAUAGAGGAGUAUCAGUCUCCACUGGCCCGCUCAGUGAUCCAGAGGUUGAAGGUGGACUUGGACCGAUCCACGGCCGUCAGCCAGUUCCUGGGGGCCCGAGUGGCUCGGUGCAGUCUCAAUGGACUGACUGACUUCCUGUACAGUUUUCAGAGGAAGGUGGAGAUGUUCCAUGAAACCCAGGCUGAGUUUGGGGACCGAGGAGACGGAUACGUGUCCAGGACGAUAGCUCUGGUUAACUGCUGCCCUCCUCUCCGGUCCUUCGUGCAGCGCUGCAGGCAGUGUGAUCCACAGGGCAGUGAGGAGGCUUCCCAGAAAGCCAACUCCUCCCUAGACAGGAUCAUCAACCAAUCAGUGAGGGUUCUGACCGACAGGCUCUUUGAACACAUCAGGCCUUUCUUCGACAAGCUCGUAAAGAGGAAAUGGCUCAACAACACCGACGCCUUUGAGGCCAUCGAAGCCAGUAUCAAACAACACUUUAAGAAGUUCAAGAGGAUGGACUGUCCGCCUUACCAGACGCUGGUUGGGGAGGUGCACCGGCGUGUGCUGGUGGAGUACGUGCGGGCCAUCAUGCGGGGGCGGGUCAUCUGUACGUCCCUGAAGAUGAGGAAGAGGAUGGCCUUCCGUCUGCAGGACGAAUCCAAGCAGCUUAAAGGACUCUUCAAAGACCUGGAGUCAGGCACCUCCCGAUUGGACAGUGUUAUCUCUCACCUCGCUGACAUCAUUCUCCUAGAAGACACCCCAUCCAUUCAGAUGGAAGUGGCAGUUCUGGUGAAGGAGUUUCCUGAUAUAAGGAAGAAGCACGUCUCCACCCUGCUGAACGUGCGGGGCAUGAUGAGGCAGACCGAGCGUCAGGAGAUCCUCAACAUCGUCAAAGACUUUGGCAGCAGCUCGGUCCUCAUGUGCCGGGACCACGCCUUCUUCUCCGACAUCCCCAUCACGUCGGACGUGCACUGUCUCAACCUGGGCCUCCUGCGCCUCGCCAUGAGCAUCUCCAACUGGUUCUCGGAGAACCGUCCACGGAAGAACCGGAGACAAGCCAGCAGCCGGAACAGAAUCGUCCAAUCGCCGGACACCCCGACGACAGAGGAUACGAAUGAGCUUGACCGAGAAGAGUAGCCAAGCUGGAGGGUCGGAGUUGAUGACCUUUCCGGAACCCUGACUACAAAACCUGCGUUGGGUUUUUUUUCUUUGUUUUUUUUUCUUCUAAAAAGAUGAUAUUCAUAACCUAUGAAGCAAUGAGGAGAGGAGUAUAUCCACACAGAUAAAGAUGCUCAUUUUAUGACACAUUUUGGUCAUUUCAUCUCAAAUGAUAGAUGUUUUUAAGAGCGGAAUGAAGAAGAUCGCCUCAGGUACUCCAAGUGCUGUCAAUGCACAUUGACAAAGAGUUUGGAAAUGACUACGUGAAAUGCCACAUCAACAAUCACUGAACUGUUCAUUUUCCUGAAACAUAUUAACGGCUAGCAUGAAACCAUUGUUAAAUCGUAUAGUUUUUUAGUCAUCUGUUCAUUUAUAUAUUCUGAGGUUGUCACUUUCCUAUGAAUACAUAAACACCAUUAUUAACCUGCAUAAAUGUAGUGUUACAGCCAUAUUUAAACCAACCCCUUUGUAUCACAUUUCCAUAUAUCUGAAGUGACAAUGCAGGCGUCACAAUGCUGUUCGACAUCUCUUCAUCCUUGUGGUUUACGCAGGCUCAUAGUUUGCAAAAGAUUGUUCUGGAAACUGCAUAGCACUCCUCUGCAUCCUAUUUUACAGUAAUCCUGGGUUUGAUGAUAUCAUGCUUUUAGGUGAGAAAAUAUUUGAUUUAUUGAUUAAUGUAAUUUUAAUAAGAUUACAAUCCAGUAAGAUUACAAUCCAUGUUGAAUGAAUGUGGUCUGUUGCCACGGAAUAAAUAAAGACCCAUUGAUUGGGUACACUGGACCAA
Messenger RNA from Hypomesus transpacificus, 3956 nucleotides. It is a transcript of the gene exoc3l2a, whose product is annotated as exocyst complex component 3-like 2a. The transcript is spliced from 13 exons. The record is from RefSeq and is a predicted model, not a curated record. Lineage: Eukaryota; Metazoa; Chordata; Actinopteri; Osmeriformes; Osmeridae. Gene Ontology annotation, cellular component: exocyst. Bases 437 to 3151 code for a protein of 904 amino acids. Gene Ontology annotation, molecular function: SNARE binding. Gene Ontology annotation, biological process: exocyst localization; exocytosis.